GAAGGCCGGGGGGCGGGGUGUACGUGGCGUGAUAGGAGCAGAAAUUUCUGGAAUGGAGAACACGUACACCUUCUCAACUCCCACACAUAGCUGCUUCUCGGCCUUCGCCAUCUCCCCCUCUCCUUCUCUCUCUCUCUCUGCACUCGAUUGUAUACCAGAGCAGUCCAGAUCUCCGGCCACAACUUACCCCCAAAAAAAAUCUCCGGCCACAUACACAACCAUUGCCAUGCCGGUGCGUAACUCGCUCUCUCUCUUUUGCAUAGAUUCUCCUUAUUUCUCACUGAUCUUGCAUCAUCUCCCUCGCUCUCUGUCUUUCUCUCACACUGAUUCUUUGCAGAUGUUUAGCAUAGAGCUAAUUCCAUUUCAGAUCUACUCUUUUAGGUUACAGUUUUUGGUAAGUUCUCUUAGAUGAUUUCGGUUGUACAAUUUGGUUAAGAACUUUAGCUAUCGUAGUCUUUACUUCUGAUUGACUUCGGUUACUUUAAAUCUGCUGAAAUUUUCCUCCCGAAGGAAUGGAUUGUUUCGGUUGUACAAUUUGGUUAAGAACUUUAGCUAUCGUAAUCUUUACUUCUGAUUGACUUCGGUUACUUUAAAUCUGCUGAAAUUUUCCUCCCGAAGGAAUGGAUUGUUUGUUAAAUUUUGAUUUCCUACUUUGUGUAGAUUUCAAUUUGUAGUGCAGGAAAAUUUAUGAAAAGUAAUGGAGUAUUUGUUGUGAUAAAUUGAAAUCUAAAAAUCAACAAACAUGUGAUUUGUGCAAGUUAAGAUUAAUAAUCUCACGGACUCUUGCUCAAUUAAAAAAAGUGUUAUGAUGCUCUUCGUGUGGUUUUUAUACGAUGUGAUGAUUAUUUAUGGUUUAUUUCAUCCUUUACAGUUUGUUUAUCAAUCAAGUAAAAGCUUUGGCUUUUAUCGUUAACUUCGAGUUUUGUCAUCGAAUACAUGGUCGGCGUUUGUGUUCCAUGAUGACCUACGACUAUUGAGAUAUCAGUCCCUUCUUUGUCCUCAUCUCUGCAAGUAUGCAUGCCUAGGUAAGGGAGUUCUUCUCUGAAUUCAUUACUCAUUCUGUGUUGAGUGUGUUCCAAAUUAAUAGUUUGUGACCUAACUACUAGAAAUCACACAAGGUAUACAUAUUUUUUGUGGGUGUUAAUCUUUUCUGGUUGUAGACCUACGGUUUUCUUUGAAUUUUGUUUCUAUACAUCUGAUUUGCCCGUUUUGCAUGUGCUUGUUAGUGUUAAUUUCUCUGGGUAUUGAUUCUUAUUGUGAUUGUUGGUAUUGAUUUUGCAGAAAGGUAAAGUUGGUUAUAUGGUUCUUCGGUUGGUGUGUGAGAAGAGAGGGGAGGAAAAAAGGUCAAGCAGAAAAGAAGAAUGGAAGGAACGAAUUUGGGUUAUUGAAUCUUGAUUUGCUUCUCUUGGAUCAAAUUCAAUCUGGAAAUCACAGAUCCAACUGGAACAAUUGAGGCAACAGUAUUUCCAGAAGUUGCAACAGAAUUCUAUAGCCUCAUGGCAGCGGAUGCAAUGGAUGUAAAACAAACAUACUCAGAUGUGGAUAGCUUUGUUGAGCAUGUAAUCAUGAGUGGCAAACCGUGGGAAUCAGGAGUGCCAGAGGUGUUGGCUGGUUCUCAUGUGUUCAUUUGUGCUCAUGCUAAUAGAGAUAAAAGAUGUGGUGUUUGUGGACCAGUUCUUAUUGAGAAGUUUGAAGAGGAGAUUGAAACAAGGGGAUUGAAGGAUCAGGUUUUUGUGAGAGCUUGUUCGCAUAUCAGGGGUCAUAGAUAUGCUGGGAACAUAAUAAUUUUCAGUCCAGAUGCAGAGGGAAAAACUUGCUGGUCACUGGUAUGGUUAUGUUACUCCUGAUGAUGUGCUUGAAAUGCUGGAGCAGCAUAUUGAAAAGGGAGAGAUCAUAGAUCGCCUUAGGUUUGUGUCUUUGAAGUUACUUUGUCUGUUGCCAUGGAUUUUUUUAGAAUGUUAUGUAGCUAUUGUGAUUAUUGGGCAAUUUUCUUGAGAUAUUGGAGGCAUGGGUUGCGUUAUACGCUUGACUGAGAUUGUUGUUGCCUUGUUGGGGUUAAUAUUUUUUUACAUUGUCACUUUUAAGGGUUUCCAGUGAGUACUAAUGGCAAGAUGGCAGUUUAUGUGCCUUUUUUA
Messenger RNA from Rhododendron vialii, 2135 nucleotides. RefSeq names its product altered inheritance of mitochondria protein 32-like. The record is from RefSeq and is a predicted model, not a curated record. NCBI's taxonomy places the organism in Eukaryota, Viridiplantae, Streptophyta, Magnoliopsida, Ericales, Ericaceae. The transcript has 3 exons. Bases 1497 to 1847 code for a protein of 116 amino acids.